This is a messenger RNA of Phytophthora infestans T30-4, 315 nucleotides long. RefSeq lists its product as uncharacterized. Bases 1 to 315 code for a protein of 104 amino acids. The transcript has 2 exons. Lineage: Eukaryota; Oomycota; Peronosporomycetes; Peronosporales; Peronosporaceae. The record is from RefSeq and is a predicted model, not a curated record.
AUGGCUGACAACAUGAUCGGACGUAACAUUCCUUUCCAGUCUCCAUUCGGUACCAAGGCCCAAGUCUACGCUGACUACACUGCCAGUGGUAAAUCGCUCGAAUGUAUCGAGAAGUUCAUCCACGACCACGUCAUGCCCACCUACGGCAACACGCACACCACCACGUCCGUCACGGGACUUCAAACCACGUCGUUCCGAGAAGAAGCUCGUCAAGUCAUCGCCCGUGCCGUCAACGCACCGCGAUUGACAAGCUGGUCACGGCUCUCAGCAUCAACAAAGGCCGUCGACGUCACCGACCCUACAAGCGGCCGGUGA